AUGUCAUCGAAGGGUGAAUGUCCAGUAGACCACUCUGCUAGGGAGGCUUGGAUGAAAAAUAUGGCCCAGAAGAAUGACUCGAAUACUUCCGGCGUUGCUGAACAUUGUCCACAACACAAGCUCGAAAAUGGUGCAGAGGCCGCAGUGUGUCCCAAAUCAGGCUCUACAAUCCCAACUUCACAAUCUACAGACGCCUGUCCGGUAAGUCCUGAAGCCCGCAAUGUCUGGCUUCAAAAAUCAAGCUCUUCAAAAACGCCAGAAGCCGUCGAGUGCUCUUCGAACGAAAUUCCCGCUGUCCCCACUUACAAAACAGAUGUCGAACUGCCCACUGAGCGUGAAAUUUCCAGCAUUCCAAGAACAGGUACCAAUGAAAACUGGGUGUAUCCCUCUCAAAAGCAGUUUUUUGAAGCCAUGCUGCGUAAAAACUGGGACCCUUCAACCGAGGACAUGAAAACAGUCAUACCGAUUCACAACUCGGUCAACGAGCGUGUUUGGAAUUACAUCAAGCUUUGGGAGAAAAACCAAGGAGGCGAGUCUUGUGGUGGUCUGCAGCUUACCAGCUUCAAAGGCGAUUCGAAGAAAUUGACGCCCAGAGCCUGGUUUCGGAGCUCUAUCAUGGGCCAAACCAAGCCAUUCGAUCGACACGACUGGACCGUCGAUCGCUGUGGUAAGCAGGUAGACUAUGUUAUUGACUUCUACGGCAGCGAGUCUUCUAACAAUGGACCCGGCAUAUAUCUAGACGUGAGACCUAAGCUAAACAGCCUUGAGGGCUUCCGGUUAAGGGGCAGAAGGGUCCUGGGGCUAGACUGA
This is a messenger RNA of Lachancea meyersii CBS 8951, 810 nucleotides long. Lineage: Eukaryota; Fungi; Ascomycota; Saccharomycetes; Saccharomycetales; Saccharomycetaceae. The record is from the annotation of a GenBank genome assembly.